Molecule: messenger RNA, 2121 nt
Organism: Thlaspi arvense
Lineage: Eukaryota; Viridiplantae; Streptophyta; Magnoliopsida; Brassicales; Brassicaceae
Source: the annotation of a GenBank genome assembly
AUGAAUUCUGUCGGUGAAAUUCGUGAGGAAGAAAGCGAUGGCAAAUCUCAAACCUCUUCUUCCUCUGUUUCCGGUGAAACAAGCAAUGAUUCGGGUGGAGAAACAGUUUCCAGUGGAGAUAUAGUUUCCGGUGAAACAACCACUGAUUCCGGUGGAGAAAGAGUAGCAGAACAUCACGACCAAAUCAUUUAUGAGCCAAUGACCCCAGUCGGUGGAUUUCGUGAGGGAGAAAUCAAUGGAAAACCAUUUCACAAAUUCAACUUCUUAUCAGAAACGGAGACCCCCAGCACCGACGACUUCCCUCCUCUUUUCGUCUGUCCUUCUUUUCGCUGGAGUGAUGAAUGGAUUGACCUAAAGUCGAAUAAUCCUGAUGGCAAUGACUUUGUCCCGGUGGAUGAUUUUCCUUAUCCUUACAUGUUUAACAAAAGGAGCGGUGAUCAACAAUUCCAGUUUUUGAUUGGAUCCAACGUCUAUAAUCAUACUUGUAAGCUCCCUCUCCUCCCUCUCUUUAAAGAGUGUAUGCCAGAUGAUGAUGACGGAUUUUUAUGCGGUUUAUGCUAUAGUUCAUUGAUCGGCACAGGUUAUUAUAUCUGUGCCACAUGUGAUAGAGAGUACCAUAAAGAAUGCAUAGAGUCUCCACUUCAGAUCCAACAUCCUUCUUACCCUUUUCGAUCUCUCAAACUUCACCAUUAUUAUCCUAGUUCCGAAGCUAGUAUCCACAAGUAUCCUUGCUUCUGUUGUCAAGAAAUCAUCAUUCAAAAUCUUUAUUAUUGCCCUACCAACAAGUUAAUUAUGCAUCCAGUUUGUGCGAUGAAGCCAAUACCCAUUUUUAUAGACCACCCAAAAAGGCAUCUUCACCCUCUCACCUUUUUCCCUAAACAAAAUUUCUUACCGUGCGAUAUUUGUGGCCUUAUCAAAGAACAUUUUCCAACGUAUGUCUGUGCUCGGUGUGUCUUCGUAGUCCAUCAAGAUUGUAUUUAUCACCCCUAUGUCAUCAGAAUCUCUCGUCACCACCACCGUAUCUCCUUUAUCUCCUCCCAUCCGCCUGGAAAAUGGUUUUGCGGAGUGUGUCGUCGAAAGGUCGAUCACAAUUAUGGUGCCUACUCUUGCAACAAGUGUGAUGGUUAUUUUGUUCAUACAAAAUGCGCACUGCGAAGGGACUUAUGGGAUGGGAAAGAACUUGAGGGAAUACCUGAAAAGCCUGAGAUAAUUGUUGAGCCAUUCCAGAGGAUAAGUGAUGGAAUAAUACUCCAUUUUGCUCAUGGCCAUCAUAUGAGACUCUGGAUCAGUGGAGCUUACGACGAAGGAAAGUUUUGUCAAGCGUGCAUCCUUCCAAUCUACGAAGGUAGCUACUAUCUGUGUAUGGAUCAAUGCGACUUCAUUCUCCACGAAGCCUGUGCCAAUGCGCCUCGCAAGAAACAACAUGCGUUGUGUGCUCGCCCACUUACACUAAAGGUUGGCAAUAUGAAAUAUUCGGAUGACUUCUUCUGCAAUGCUUGUUGCCGUCUGAGUUGUGGUUUCCUCUAUGAGGGUUACAAAGAAGAAAUAUGUUUUGAAUUAGAUUUCAGGUGUGCAUCGGUCUCUGAACCAUUUCAAUAUGAAGGCCAUAAGCAUCCCUUAUUCUUAGCUUUAACGCCGGAAGAAGAAAAAUCAGCAAUAUGUCAAGUAUGCCAAGAAGAGGGUGACGAAUAUAAUGAUCGGGGAAAACUAGCUUGCAUCGAUUGCAAUUAUAUCAUAUGUUUUAGAUGUGCUACUUUACCGUACAAGGCAAGGUAUAAGCAUGACGAACAUUUCCUCAUAUUUCGGAAAAAGGAAAUUUACCGUACAAGGCAAGGCUGGUGUGAUAUAUGCGAAAGCAAAAUAGUGUAUUCAAGAAAAGGAGGUUUCUAUUCUUGCGAUGACUACUGCUCCACCACUGUUCAUGUUGAUUGUCUGCUUGGGAAACACCCGUAUUUGAAACCUGGUCAGAUCAAGAAUCAGGGGCAGGAUGUUCUUAUUCUUCACAACAAGACCAUGUCUCGGCCACUUUGCCAUGGUACAAAACACCGUUGUCAAGAUAAAAUAGUUUUCAAAAAGAGAAACGAAACAUUUUGUUCUUUUUCUUGUUUAGAAGAAUUUUGA